GAAACGCACGCUGAAGCUUUCAGGGUUCUGGAAUCAGUGGAGCGAUCGUUUUGUCUUGAUCUCAUCGAUCUCUUCUCCCCUUCAAGGACUCCACAUGGACUCGAUCAAUUCAAACCCUAACCCUAAUAUCGCCAUUGAAACCCUAGUUCCUUAUCCUCCUGAUUAUUCUACUCCCGAAAAUUUUGAAGACCGCGAUCGUGACUCUUCUCUGCCGCCCAUUUCCGGACCUGCUGCUUCAGAUUAUCCCAACUCCUCUUUAUAUUUGGGACAAGAAAUUAAGCAAUCCCACGGUCGAAACUCCUCGAUUGCUCAUAGUGAAAAUCCGGGGUUUAGUUCUGGAAACGGAUAUGCGGACAACCAAGCGGCCGAUGGUGCUCGGAUUGGUGCCAAUUAUGUGCCAAAGGUGGAGAUUCAGAGGCCGCUGUUGUCGGAGAAUGGAUUUACGAACACUCAUAGUGGAAACGACAAGGACUUCUCCGGUGGCGAAGAGGAGACCACGAGUAGGCGCCGGCGUCGAAGCCGAUGGGAUCCGCAGCCGGAGAUUAAUGACCAGAGUGGCGGUGAAUCUGGGAGCGGUGCGCGGAAGAGGAAGUCCCGUUGGGCUGAUGACGAUCCCAAGCCCGUAAUUCAACUUCCUGAUUUUAUGGGAGGUAUUGAAUUCGAUCCUGAAAUCCAAGCUUUGAAUAGUAGGCUUCUAGAAAUUAGUAGAAUGCUUCAAUCCGGUAUGCCUCUAGAUGAUCGGCCUGAAGGUGCUCGUUCGCCUUCCCCGGAGCCAAUAUAUGACAAUAUGGGAAUAAGAAUAAAUACUAGGGAGUAUCGUGCCCGAGAAAAAUUAAACACAGAGAGACAAGAGAUAAUUUCUCAGAUAAUCAAGAAGAACCCUGCAUUUAAGCCUCCAGCAGAUUACAGGCCGCCGAAGCUUCAGAAGAAGCUUUAUAUACCGAUGAAGGAAUACCCAGGUUACAAUUUUAUUGGGUUGAUUAUUGGUCCUAGAGGUAAUACCCAGAAGAGGAUGGAGAAGCAAACUGGUGCGAAAAUUGUAAUUAGGGGCAAAGGGUCUGUAAAAGAAGGUAGACUGCAACAGAAGAGGGACCUAAAGCAUGAUCCUGCAGAGAACGAGGAUUUGCAUGUUUUAGUUGAGGCUGAAACGCAGGAAGCACUAGAGGCUGCAGCGGAGAUGGUAGAGAAGCUCUUACAGCCUGUCGAUGAAGUGUUGAAUGAGCAUAAGAGGCAGCAGCUUAGGGAACUUGCUGCCUUGAAUGGAACCAUAAGGGAUGAAGAAUUCUGUAGGUUGUGUGGCGAGGCAGGGCACCGUCAAUAUGCCUGCCCCUCGCGGACGUCGACAUUCAAGAGUGACGUACUUUGUAAAAUAUGUGGUGAUGGUGGGCAUCCAACAAUUGAUUGCCCUGUGAAGGGGACAACUGGGAAAAAGAUGGAUGAUGAAUAUCAGAAUUUCUUGGCAGAGUUGGGAGGAACGAUUCCCGAAUCAGCAACCAAGCAGAACCCUACACUGGCAAUAGGCCCUGGCGCUUCAGGAAGCAAUCCUCCUUGGACUAACAAUGCAACUGGCGCUAGCAACACACCACAAGCAGGGGUUGGUGCAAACGGAGUGAAGCCUGCUAAGGAAUAUGACGAUACAAACUUGUAUGUAGGCUAUUUGCCUCCCACUUUUGAUGAUGAUGGUUUGAUUAGAUUAUUUUCAACAUUCGGUGAUAUUGUGAUGGCUAAGGUUAUUAAGGAUCGGGUUUCUGGCUUGAGUAGAGGUUAUGGAUUUGUGAAGUAUUCUGAUGUUCAGAUGGCUAAUAAUGCAAUUGCCAGCAUGAAUGGCUAUCGUCUUGAGGGCCGAACAAUUGCUGUUAGAGUUGCUGGCAAGCCACCGCAGCCCACUGUGCCUCCUCUCCCUCCAUCAUCGGCUGUGCCCACUUAUCCCGUUUCAAGCCAGCCUGUUGGUGUCUAUCCAUCCCAGCAGUUUAUGCCGGGUGGUCCUCUUGGGAAUGUUCCUCCACCCACAAGUUAUGCAGGAACUCCAGUUCCAUGGGGUCCUCCGGUUCCUUCUUCAUAUGCUUCUUAUCCCCCUCCACCUCCGGGUUCUAACGUCUAUCCGGCUGUUCAGGGUCAGGCCAUGCCUCCUUAUGGCAUCCAGUACUCUCAGGUCCAGACAGGUCCCCCAGGUGCUCCAUCUCAACCUGUUGUGACUUCGGGUGAAGCACAUCAGAGUUUUCCUCCAGGAAUGCCAUCUGAAAAUCCUACUAGUCAGCCAUUACAAACUACGGCAUAUGGGAACACUUUAUAUUCGAUGCCACCAAGUGCUCAACCACCCUACCCCCCUUCUUCGUAUGGUUACUCACCUUAUUAUAGUGCAGUUUCUACUCAUCCGUUACCCAUGUCUGCAUCAAGUACAGAUCAACCUCAACCACCCAGCGGGAGUGUUCCGUGGGCUACAAAUCCUCCAAUGCCUCCUCCCAUGCCGUCUGCAGAGAAGACAGCAUCAGGCGCAGAUGCAGAGUAUGAAAAGUUCAUGGCAGAUAUGAAAUAAUUGAAGUUCUAAUGGAGCAUGCUUUGAAUUUGGAGGAGGACUGAUGUUUCUUGGAGCUGAUUACUUACCUCUUGCCAUGACUUUGUUGGAAGUUUGGGACUCACCUCUUUAACCUUGCUGUACUGUCUUGACAUUUGCAGAGAUUCAGGCUAGAAGUCCUUGUCACAUUUGCCUUGUAUUGAAGGAGCAAAUUUGAUCAUAUUAUUGAAGGAUUUGGUUCUGUUCUUUGUGCAUUUGCUAUCUAACAGUGUCUGGUUAAUUUUUGCUUUUCUAUUACUAUUUUGUGUUUUUACUUUUUCGUUACCUACUUCACAGAUUUAGGUAAUGGUACUUCUUGAAACAUGCUUGUUGCUUAUUUAUCCUAACAGUUUAUUGAUCAUUGUUUCCUGUUUUGACGUUCUAAGUAAUCUCUUAUUGUCAUGGUGUUGAUGCCUACCAUCAAUUGAUCCACAGGUAAUCUUGGCCUCAGUUUCCAUGGGAAUGGUGUGGUACAUGGAAGAAUUGCUUUAACAUUUCUUCUGUUAGAUGUAUGUUGAUUGCUUGGGCUAACCCGUUUCUGUUCAGCAUAAUAUGCUUUCUGUUUUAAGGGUUCUAUAUUAGUUAGUAUUACGGUGGUGGUGAUGGUAUUCUUCAUGCCUUCCAUCAAUCCAUCUUGAAGGGAUCAUGCCUUAGAGUUUUGACUCAUGGGGGUAUGUGGAAAAAUUACCUUGAUUUAUAGCGUCUUAAUCAUUUCUUCACGUUUAUAACAUAUUCUGAUCACUUUUUCUAGUUCUCUUAUGGCAGGUUAAAGAUGUCAGAGUUGUUAUAUCACAGGCUAGUCAGUUUAUAUAUUAUAAUUCUAUUCAUUGCCAAUUUUUUGUUGACUUGUGGACAAGUGCUAGAUAACUUCUAUUGGUGUCGACUAAUUCAUUCAGUUGGAUAGUGAUAGGGUUCAAGAUACUAACAACUCGAGUCAAGAUCAGUCGUUCACGUAGUAGACUACCAAGUUCAAAUUGAGUCCAUCCUACAAAAUUUAGCUCCUGAUUUUUCUGAUCUUUUAUAUUGUCUAUGAUUAUGUGGAGCUGUAGUAUGAUAUUAUACAUUCCAUGAAGAGAUUAGUUUAGUCGAUGGAUAAUGGGUACUUCCAUUGUACCAAUGGAGAAUCCGAACAAGUGUUGCUGCUCAUUGGUUUCCGGGAGCAUACAUAGGGCCUUAUCAUUUUUCUUAAGUACACCCUUCAUUUUUGUUCACUAACCGUUACCACCCUAAGCUAAAAGAUUCAGGAGUAAUAUAUAUUUUUGGUACUUCUUGCAAUCUUUCAUUCAGAGGAGACUCAUAAGGAGAGUUUUCUAUCAAGGGAAAACUCCAUCCUAAAAGAGGAGUUCUUAAAGUUUCAUGUGCUUGUUUGAGUGGUUUUAUUUAGUUUCUGUGCAGCGUAGCCAUCAUCAUAUAUAAUUGAAGGCCUUAAAUGUUUUAGAUGCGAAAGGAUGCAUCUCUAGGGAGGAUUGAGAAUGUCCUCAGCUGUUUUUGUGACUUUUGCUAACUAACAUGAUUGUGAGUUGUUAAGGUCGUCAUUAGAUGAUAAAAGUGGCACUGGAUGGUUCCUGCUGUCUGCCAUGGAGGGUAGUGGAUUCUUGCUGUUGAAGAACUCGAUUUACAAUUGUUUGUUUCGUACGUGGAGGAUUUGGUGGUGUUUUCAGGGAAAGUGCUAACUGCAAAUAUUAUCCCUGGGAGAGUUGUAUCACUUCAUGUUACUUUUGGAGUCUGAUACCAUAUACCUUUCUUCUUCAUGGAUCAUCUCUGGUAUAAUAUCAAUAGACCAAACUUUUAGAACAUUCU
This is a messenger RNA of Cucurbita pepo subsp. pepo (vegetable marrow), 4354 nucleotides long. Its product is annotated as splicing factor-like protein 1. Gene Ontology annotation, cellular component: nucleus. Gene Ontology annotation, molecular function: zinc ion binding; mRNA binding. Lineage: Eukaryota; Viridiplantae; Streptophyta; Magnoliopsida; Cucurbitales; Cucurbitaceae. The record is from RefSeq and is a predicted model, not a curated record. Gene Ontology annotation, biological process: regulation of mRNA splicing, via spliceosome.